GAUUGAGUUCUCAUGUGUCACUGUCUCCUCACACUGACUCUCACUCCCACGCUUGCUGCUUCGACUGCCUCCAUUUUCUCUUCUAUUUCCCGAAAUAUCGGAAAAAGAAACUAACGCCCAACGCAAAUUAUUAUUCCUUUCAAAAUUCAACCCACUCUUACCUACUUUCCUUCAAUUUCAUCCUUAUUUUACCCUCUCAAAUGACGAUAAUCAACACCCCCAUCCCAUCUCCAUCUUCUUCUUCUACUUCCUCCACAUUUCCUCCUCCUUGCUUCACUUCCCUAUACCGCAGCUCCAGGGUUUUGCCUCGGGUGCCUUGUACCACCCAAAGGAUUUGCCUUACCUCUAGUCUUCCAACAACAACUAAUAAUGUAGUUUCUAGAUGCUUCUCUUCUUCUGUGGGAGUAGAAGCGUUAGUUACGUCCAAAUCUGAGGAUGUUACUGCGCCUCCUCGCAUUGGUGAUGACAAAAUCGGCGUUUUGUUGCUCAAUCUUGGAGGUCCUGAAACUCUCGAAGACGUCCAGCCUUUUCUGUUUAACCUUUUCGCUGAUCCGGAUAUUAUUCGACUACCAAGGCUGUUUCGUUUUCUUCAAAAGCCAUUGGCACAAUUCAUAUCGGUUGUCAGGGCACCCAAGAGCAAAGAAGGGUAUGCAUCGAUCGGUGGUGGCUCUCCAUUGCGGCAAAUAACUGAUACACAGGCAGAAGAGUUGAGAAAGUCCCUUUGGGAGAAGAAUGUGCCAGCAAAGGUGUAUGUUGGUAUGCGUUAUUGGCAUCCAUUUACCGAAGAAGCUAUCGAACAGAUUAAAAGAGAUGGAAUUACAAAGCUUGUUGUGCUUCCUCUUUAUCCGCAAUUCUCAAUAUCAACUAGUGGUUCAAGCCUUCGACUCUUGGAGAGUAUAUUCCGGGAGGAUGAGUAUCUAGUUAACAUGCAACACACAGUUAUACCUUCUUGGUAUCAGCGCGAGGGAUACAUCAAGGCCAUGGCAAAUUUGAUUGAGAAAGAAUUAGAAAACUUUGACAACCCUGAGAAGGUUAUGAUAUUUUUUAGUGCACAUGGUGUCCCACUUGCAUAUGUGGAAGAGGCUGGUGAUCCUUACAAGGCCGAGAUGGAGGAAUGUGUGGAUCUAAUAAUGGAAGAGUUAGAAAAGAGAAAGAUAACCAAUCGAUACACUCUAGCAUAUCAGAGUAGAGUUGGGCCUGUGGAGUGGUUGAGACCCUAUACCGAUGAAACAAUCAUUGAGUUAGGAAAAAAAGGAGUGAAAAAUCUUUUGGCUGUCCCUAUUAGUUUUGUCAGUGAGCAUAUUGAAACUUUAGAAGAAAUUGAUGUUGAGUACAAAGAGUUGGCUCUAGAGUCAGGUAUAGAAAAAUGGGGACGUGUCCCAGCAUUAGGAUGUGAACCGUCCUUCAUUUCAGACUUGGCUGAUGCUGUGAUUGAGAGUCUUCCUUAUGUUGGGGUUAUGGCUGUUUCGAAUCUUGAGGCUCGACAGUCUUUGGUCCCACUUGGCAGUGUAGAAGAGUUAUUGGCAACAUAUGAUUCAAAACGUACUGAACUUCCUCCACCUGUGAUAGUCUGGGAAUGGGGUUGGACUAGAAGUGCGGAGACUUGGAAUGGAAGAGCUGCUAUGCUGGCAGUGCUUGUUCUAUUGCUCCUUGAAGUUACCACUGGAGAGGGGUUUCUGCAUCAAUGGGGCAUUUUACCUUUAUUUCGGUGAAUAAUAUCUAACUGCCUCUCUCUUUCCUACUCCUUAAGACCAUCGGGUGUAAAUUUCAUGCAUUCUAUUAGCAUUACCUUAUACAUGCAUUACAACGGAUAUAGAAGCUGAAUUGAAAUCUAUUGUGACUCUAUGAUUGGAUUUGGCUAAAUAGUAUAGGCGCAAGUAGCGCAAUGCCUACCCUUGUAGGUGGACAGGAAAGGGAAAUGUAGUGUCUAUACUUCAUGCAAUGUUAUUCAAAUGAAAAAUUUGUAAAGUUUUGGCCUCA
Molecule: messenger RNA, 1980 nt
Organism: Mangifera indica (mango)
Lineage: Eukaryota; Viridiplantae; Streptophyta; Magnoliopsida; Sapindales; Anacardiaceae
Product: ferrochelatase-2, chloroplastic
Exons: 10
Coding region: 201-1712 (503 amino acids)
Biological process (GO): heme biosynthetic process
Molecular function (GO): protoporphyrin ferrochelatase activity
Source: RefSeq, a predicted model, not a curated record